Molecule: messenger RNA, 744 nt
Organism: Centruroides sculpturatus (bark scorpion)
Lineage: Eukaryota; Metazoa; Arthropoda; Arachnida; Scorpiones; Buthidae
Product: protein jagunal-like
Exons: 2
Coding region: 108-680 (190 amino acids)
Biological process (GO): vesicle-mediated transport; endoplasmic reticulum organization
Cellular component (GO): endoplasmic reticulum membrane
Source: RefSeq, a predicted model, not a curated record
GUUGUCGAUCUUUGCCGAAGUAUACACGUUGUCAAUGAUUUGUUUGUAUCGGUAAAAAGUUAUAAAUUAUCUAUUAAAUAAUAUAUUUCUAUAUUGAAUGUAUAGAAAUGGCUUCGAGAGAAGGCAAAUGGGUUAGCGGUACUGAUGGAAACGAUUAUCGUCACAGACAAAAAAUUGCUUCGCAAUAUUACGAAAGUUCACUGUAUAAAUCUCGUCUUCGGAUGUCUAUUUUCUUGCAUUUUCUACUUUUCCUACUUAUGGCCUUGAAAUUAUCAGAAAAUAUAUUGAAUCAAUUUGCAAUUACAAUUCAAGAAUUAAAAAAUAUGAACAUUCCAAAACCUCAUUUAUGGGAGUGGAUAUGGACUGUUAGCCUAGUUUUUGCAUUUAUUGGACUCUCCGGUGCUAGAAGAAAUCGUUCAUCACUUAUGCAAAUAUAUGUUACUGGAACAUUCUUGUUUGGUUUAUUUCCAAUAUUUUGGGCAGCAGUUUAUUUUUUGGAAGAUGUUAUUAAUAUUGCUUUAAACAGAAAUUCUACUGAGAUUGAUAAAUGGUUUGGAUAUCCAGUGGCUGUUGUUUGGUAUAUAUUUAUUACUAUAGCAUUUCAAGUACAUAUAUUUUCUAUGUAUUUUGCCGUUAAGCUAAUUAAAGUCUGGGAUAUCAAAAGUACAAAAAAAACAUAAUGCAAAAUAAAAAUGAAGUGAUAAAUGUAAGCAUUCAUGAAUGUAAAAAAAAAAAAAAAAAAAA